This is a messenger RNA of Rhododendron vialii, 1421 nucleotides long. RefSeq names its product E3 ubiquitin-protein ligase At3g02290-like. The record is from RefSeq and is a predicted model, not a curated record. The coding region runs from base 465 to 1154 and encodes 229 amino acids. Gene Ontology annotation, molecular function: ubiquitin-protein transferase activity. The transcript has 5 exons. Lineage: Eukaryota; Viridiplantae; Streptophyta; Magnoliopsida; Ericales; Ericaceae.
UUUUCAUGGUCCGGAUUCCUUUAGAUAAAUUCAGCCAGGCAAAAAUCCAUCGAUAUUAGGAGUAGUAUAUUGUUUUUAUGUUGACAAAAGGACUUUUUGGUUCCCUGUGACUCAAUCCACCAUCGGUUGGUUGUUCUCCCUUGUUCUAUCUGGAGACUUCUCCCAAAAUCAGACGACGGCAGUUUCUCCCUUCCCAUUCCAAAAUCACAGAAAUUUAUACAAUUCUCCAGCAAACCCACUUUCAAUUUGCUUCUUUUUAGCCUCGGCUAACAGAGAUUCAAUCUUACUUUUCCUGUGAGCUGCUCUGAAUACUUCAAGAUAAGGACUUUUUGUAGGGUUGAAUUACUGGUGGCUACAUUGUGUUCUUAGUAAAGAGUCGUUCCCUUCCUUCUUUAUUGGUUUAGAUACCUAGCGAAAAGGGGAAAAAAGAAAGAUUUUUUUUGGGGUUUUAGCAGUUGAGAGAUAUGGGUUCUUUCUGCUGCUGUCCGUGUGAUGAUGAUUAUGAAGAUUAUCCAAGUAAUUCAAUCUACAGGCACUGCACAUGCCUUAGAUUCUUUUUCCACCAGCUGUUUUCUGGGAAUAGUGCAAUGUUUCAAAGAAUCGAGGGAAGGUCGGCAUCUUCAUCAUUUGAAGGAGCAACUUUGGCAUCCUCGGGGAUUGGCACAGCUCUACCAGAUAGUUCCUUAAGUGAUGCACACCAAUCUAUCUCUAGACCACUGCCUUAUGACGCUGAUCAGAGAUACUCUCGUUUGCAACGCGAUGGUUUGGUCUCUAGGCGUGAUAAGCCAAUGACUCAUUUUCAAGAAGAAUCACAGCCAAUGAGAAGAAAUAUGAGUAGUUCUGGUAUGGAGAUAUUGGGUUCUGGGAAGAGACGGAAUGGAGUUGAUUUUGAUGAGGAGUUGAAACUUGGCCAUUCAGGGUCCUCAGAGAAGGCAUUAGCCACAAAAGUUGCACCUGGAGUACUUUAUGUACAACCUUCUGGUGAAGAGGAAGAUGUCUGCCCUACAUGUCUUGAUGAAUAUACUCUGGAAAACCCAAAAAUCACGGCAAAGUGCUCACAUCAUUUUCACCUUGGUUGUAUAUACGAGUGGAUGGAAAGAAGUGAAAGCUGUCCAAUAUGUGGCAAGGAGAUGGAAUUUUUUGAAAGCCCUUGAAGUUUGCGAGGAGAUUGAUUGCAAAGAAAGAGAGCGAACUUACAGAUAAGCCGAGACAAUGUAAAUAAGUUAUGUCCAUAACAGGCUUCCCCACAGGAAGCUGGUUGUUUUUACCCUCUUGCUUGUAUUUUCGUGCAAGAGUCCUUACUCCACUCAGUGCCUAUUUACUUUUCAACAAUGAACUAGCAUUUUAACACUUGAAGUGACAAUUACAUGAAUUUGCGAUUAUACCAAUAAAAUGACCACGGAUUAUAGAGUUGUAAUUCA